Molecule: messenger RNA, 4097 nt
Organism: Phoenix dactylifera (date palm)
Lineage: Eukaryota; Viridiplantae; Streptophyta; Magnoliopsida; Arecales; Arecaceae
Source: RefSeq, a predicted model, not a curated record
UUUCCGGAUCCCUAACCCCAUCCAAAACCCUCCUCCCCCUCAUCCUCCGCUGCCGCCUCCUCUCCGCCCUCUCCGCUGCGCCGAGCCCCUCGCCCAUGGCUGCCACCGAGGACUCCCUGCGGCGGGCCCUCGCCGAGAAGCAGACCGCCGUCGAUGCCCAGUCCGAGGCCGUCCGGGCCCUCAAGGCCCGCCCCGGCGUCUCCAAGGACGAGAUCGAUGCCGCCGUCGAGAUCCUCAAGGCCCUCAAGGUCGAGCACGGCGCCGCCGCGAAGCGACUCCAGUCCGCUGUCAGCAGCAACGGCGACGGCAGCCGCAAGGAGGCGUUCCCGCAGGCCGUCGCGAACACGCUCGAGAGGAGGCUGUUCUACAUCCCCUCCUUCAAGAUCUACCGCGGCGUCGCCGGCCUCUACGACUACGGCCCCCCUGGGUGCGCCGUCAUAUCCACCGUCCUUGCCUUUUGGCGUCAGCACUUUGUUUUGGAGGAGAAAAUGUUGGAGAUGGAUUGUCCCUGUAUCACGCCAGAGAUAGUCUUGAAGGCAUCUGGUCAUGUGGAUAAAUUCACUGACCUGUUGGUGAAGGAUGAGAAGACUGGGACUUGCUACCGCGCUGAUCACUUACUCAAGGACUAUUGCAAAGGGAAGCUCGAGAAGGACCUAACAUUGUCGCCUGAUAAGGCUGCAGAGUUCAAGCACGUCAUCUCGGUGUUGGACGAUCUUUCUGCUGCAGAGCUAGGGGCAAAGCUGAAGGAGUAUGAUAUCCGAUCGCCUGAUACUGGGAACCACAUCUCUGAUCCAUACCCCUUCAAUCUCAUGUUUCGGACUUCGAUUGGCCCAUCUGGCAUGCUUUCUGGGUAUAUGAGGCCAGAAACAGCACAGGGUAUAUUUGUGAAUUUUAACUACCUGUACUAUUACAAUGGCAACAAGCUUCCAUUUGCAGCAGCUCAGGUUGGGCAGGCAUUUAGAAACGAGAUUUCACCUCGCCAAGGUCUUUUAAGAGCCCGUGAGUUCACACUAGCUGAGAUUGAGCACUUUGUGGAUCCUGAGGACAAAUCCCACCCAAAGUUUGUUGAUGUUGCCAACCUGGAGUUUUUGAUGUUCCCUAGGGAGGAGCAACUUGCAGGGAAAUCAGCCAAGUCAAUGGUCCUUGGUGAAGCGGUUUCAAAGGGAACAAUCAACAAUGAGACACUUGGUUACUUCAUAGGACGGGUGUAUCUUUUCUUGACUCGUCUGGGAAUUGACAAAGAUAGAUUGCGCUUCAGGCAGCAUCUGCAAAAUGAGAUGGCUCACUAUGCGGCAGACUGUUGGGAUGCGGAAAUAGAAUGCUCCGAUGGCUGGAUUGAAUGUGUUGGGAUUGCUGAUAGAUCUGAUUAUGAUUUACGAGCUCAUUCGGAGAAAAGUGGUGUCCGUCUGGUUGCUAAUGAGAAGUUCUCAGAACCUAGAGAGGUGGAGAAGCUGGUUAUUUCCCCAUCAAAAAGAGAACUAGGUCUUGCAUUUAAGGGUUACCAAAGAAUGGUGGUUGAAGCAUUGGAGGCCAUGAGUGAUGAAGAAGCACUGGAAAUGAAAGAAGCUUUGGAUGAUAAAGGAGAGGUGGACUUCCAAGUCUGUACACUUGGAAAAUCUGUGCUUAUGAAGAAAAACAUGGUAUCUAUCAGUAUGGAAAGAAAGAAGGAACAUCAAAGGGUGUUUACCCCUUCUGUUAUUGAACCAUCUUUUGGUAUUGGACGAAUAAUCUACUGUCUCUUGGAGCAUUCUUUCUACACAAGCAAAUCAGAGGAUGAACAGCUGAAUGUGUUCCGCUUCCCUCCUCUAGUGGCUGCUAGCACGUCUAUAGGGAAAGCUUAUGCCAGGACGGAUAAGCUUGGUGUUGCCGCUGCGAAGCGACUCCAGUAUGCUGUCAGUGGCAACGGUGACGGCUGCAGCAAGGAGGUGUUCCGGCAGGCCGUCGUGAACACGCUCGAGAGGAGGCUCUUCUACAUUCCCUCCUUCAAGAUCUACAGCGGUGUCGCCGGCCUUUACGACUAUGGGCCUCCUGGGUGCGUCGUCAAGUCCAACGUCCUUGCCUUUUGGCACCAGCACUUUGUUUUGGAGGAGGGCAUGGUGGUGAUGAAGUGUUCCUGUGUCACGCCAGAGAUAGUCUUGAAGGCAUCUGGUCAUGUGGAUAAAUUCACUGACCUGAUGGUGAAGGAUGAGAAGACUGGGAUGUGCUAUCGUGCCGAUCACUUACUCAAAGACUAUUGCAAGGGGAAGCUCGAGAAGGACCUCACAUUAUUGCCUGAUAAGGCUGCAGAGUUCAAGCAUGUCAUCUCGGUGUUGGACGAUCUUUCUGCUGAAGAGAUAGGAGCGAAGCUGAAGGAGUAUGAUAUCAGAUCGCCUGAUACCGGGAACCACAUCUCUGAUCCAUACCCCUUCAAUCUCAUGUUUCAGACUUCGAUUGGCUCAUCUGGCAUGCUUCCUGGGUAUAUGAGGCCAGAAACAGCACAGGGUAUCUUUGUGAAUUUUGAGGAAUUGUACAAUUUCAAUUGCGAGAAGCUUCCAUUUGCAGCAGCUCAGGUUGGGCAGGCAUUUAGAAACGAGAUUUCACCUCGCCAAGGUCUUUUAAGAGUCCGUGAGUUCACACUGGCUGAGAUUGAGCACUUUGUGGAUCCUGAGGACAAAUCCCACCCAAAGUUUGUUGAUGUUGCCAACCUGGAGUUUUUGAUGUUCCCUAGGGAGGAGCAACUAGCAGGGAAAUCAGCCAAGUCAAUGGUCCUUGGUGAGACUGUUUCAAAGGGAACAAUCAACAAUGAGACACUUGGUUACUUCAUAGGACGGGUGUAUCUUUUCUUGACUCGUCUGGGAAUUGACAAAGAUAGUUUGCGCUUCAGGCAGCAUCUGCCAAAUGAGAUGGCUCACUAUGCUGCAGACUGUUGGGAUGCGGAAAUAGAAUGCUCCUAUGGCUGGAUUGAAUGUGUUGGGAUUGCUGAUAGAUCUGCUUAUGAUUUACAAGCUCAUUCGGAGAAAAGUGGUGUCCGUCUGGUUGCUAAUGGAAAGUUCUCAGAACCUAGAGAGGUGGAGAAGCUGGUUAUUACCCCAUCAAAAACAGAACUAGAUCUUGCAUUUAAGGGUAACCAAAGAAUGGUGGUUGAAGCAUUGGAGGCCAUGAGUGAAAAAGAAGCACUGAAAAUGAAAGAAGCUUUGGAUGAUAAAGGAGAGGUGGACUUCCAAGUCUAUACACUUGGAAAAUCUGUACUUUUGAAGAAAAACAUGGUAUCUAUCAGUAUGGAAAGAAAGAAGGAACAUCAAAGGGUUUUUACCCCUUCUGUUAUUGAACCAUCUUUUGGUAUUGGACGAAUAAUCUACUGUCUCUUUGAGCAUUCUUUCUACACAAGACCAAGCCAAUCAGAGGAUGAACAGCUGAAUGUGUUCUGCUUCGCUCCUCUAGUGGCUCCUAUUAAGUGCACCGUUUUCCCAUUAAUCAAGUCUCAGCAGUUUGAUAAAGUGGCCAAACUCCUAGAUGAAUCACUAACGGCGGCUGGGAUCUCACAUAUAUUAGAUGCUACAGGCACGUCUAUAGGGAAACGUUAUGCCAGGACGGAUGAGCUUGGUGUCCCCUUUGCCAUAACUGUGGAUUCGACUACUAGUGUGACCAUACGUGAGAGGGACAGCAAGGAACAGAUCCGUGUAAGCAUUGAGGAGGUAGUCUCAGUUGUGAAAGCACUCACGGAUGGGCAAACGACAUGGGCAGAUGUGCUGCGGAGAUAACCCAACCCACAUUGCUAGGCAUGCUGAUGAGUUGUGAAGCGGCUUCUGACGGAUGAAGUGAUGAAAGCAAUCUCUUAUCUUGCUGGAUUUUCAAACUAGUGGAACUUACUAGGCUAUAAUUGUCAAGUUACCCGGGAAAAAGAUUCGCAAACAUUUUUGUCACAAAUUGCACUAAAUCAUUUUUGUCUAAUCACAAGUUUGAAAAGAUUCGUAAAGUGUUGAUAAUAUUAUUGCUUGAGGAGUGGACGGUGCGUCUCCCAGCAAUAUAUACAACUGCAAAGAACACAAGCAAAAGGUGCUCAAGCUUAUAAACAACAAAACUAAUGUUUCAAUUAAUACUAUACAAUGUUAUGCUAA